Messenger RNA from Trichoderma harzianum CBS 226.95, 621 nucleotides. RefSeq lists its product as hypothetical. Lineage: Eukaryota; Fungi; Ascomycota; Sordariomycetes; Hypocreales; Hypocreaceae. The transcript is spliced from 4 exons. The record is from RefSeq and is a predicted model, not a curated record. The coding region runs from base 1 to 621 and encodes 206 amino acids.
AUGGACUCCUUCAUGAACGCCGGCAAGGAAUACCUUGAGUCGCAGCUCAAGGAGCAGUUCUCUGGCUCUGGCUCUGGCCAUGGCUCUGGCAACCAAGAUGCAUACGGAGGCAACUAUCCCGCUGGCGGUGAUUUCCACCACGAGGACGAGGAUCUGCGCACUGCGCACCAGCACGCCUCCGAAUACGCCGGCUCCUCUGGCAACAGCGCCAUGUUUUCCAACGUCAUCAGCAGCCUUGGCCAGCAGAAGAGCCACUUGGCUAACAGCGACCUCGACGAGCAAGAUGCUAUCCGCAAGCACCAAGAGACCUACGAGCAGGGCGCCGACAACCUAAGUUCCGGCAGCCUCGGCUCUGCCGCCGCCUUACAAGCACUGAAGAAGUUCACACAGGGCGAGACCGGUGGCAACCAGAGCCAGGGCGCGUUCCUGGGCUUGGCCCUGUCCGAGGCCAGCAAGCUCUUCGAUAGCAAGGCGGCUGAUGGAAAGGUGGCAUCUGAUGCCAGCAAGGAGUCCGCGAUCCAGCAGGCUGGUGAGAUGGCUUUGAAGAUGUACAUGAAGAGCCAAGGAGGUGGUCAGUCAGGACCCUCUGGACUCUUGGGCAUUGCUUCCAAGUUUUUCUAA